Messenger RNA from Trichogramma pretiosum, 754 nucleotides. Its product is annotated as 10 kDa heat shock protein, mitochondrial. The coding region runs from base 265 to 579 and encodes 104 amino acids. The transcript has 3 exons. Gene Ontology annotation, cellular component: mitochondrial matrix. NCBI's taxonomy places the organism in Eukaryota, Metazoa, Arthropoda, Insecta, Hymenoptera, Trichogrammatidae. Gene Ontology annotation, molecular function: protein-folding chaperone binding; metal ion binding; ATP binding. The record is from RefSeq and is a predicted model, not a curated record.
UAUUCGGAGUUCAAGUUGCCACGCGGCACCGGCGCGCCGGCCUGAAUGUUCGCAGUCUCAAAACACGCUAGAAGCCGUGAAGCACGCCGCAAUUCAGUUGAGCGAAUGAUCUAGAUAGGUACCGUGUUACACAGACACAGUCGACCGUACUCGAGGAGAACAUCUUCAUUGCUCGCCGCAGUGCAAUUCGUCGCAAAGGUUAUACGCGCAAAGGAUUAAUUAUCAUUUUUUAGGCUUUUUCCAAUUGUCAUCCAAAAACGAACUAUGUCUGCUGCCGCUGUUGUUAAACGACUCGUUCCUUUGUUUGAUAGAGUUCUUAUCCAAAGGGCAGAAGCUGUUACCAAAACUAAAGGUGGCAUUGUCAUCCCUGAGAAAGCCCAGGGCAAGGUAUUGAAAGGAACAGUUGUCGCAGUUGGACCAGGAUCCAGAAAUGAGAAAGGAGAACAUAUUACACCAAGCAUCAAGGUUGGCGAUGUAGUGUUACUACCUGAAUAUGGAGGUACUAAAGUCGAGCUAGAAGAUAAAAAAGAGUUUCACUUAUUCCGUGAGGCAGAUAUUUUGGCUAAGUUGGAGGAAUAAACAAAAGUUAAUUUACUCGAUAGAACGUUAUUUGAUACAUUAUCAGUGUUUAAUUUUUACUUUUUAGAAAAUGUUGACGACAAGAGUUUUGUCAAAUAAACUUUUCAAGUCAUUUAGUUGGUAACCAACAUUGUUUCAUUUAUGAUAUUAAUAAUAAAAUAUUCAAAAUGAAAAA